AUGUCUUCCGAACCUCACCACGACCCAAACAACAAUCCAGCAAACAACACAAGCGCAACUGGGCUCCAGAGCAAUCAGAAAACCCUUGUAAUUUCGCUCGUGACACUAGUCAUCGCGGCUCUGAUCGCGCUCUUCGCUAACGACACCGCCAACCUGUCUGCGUUCCGUCGUCUAUUCGGAUCUUCAAGUGCUGCUCGUUCAGCGGUCGGUCCUUUAUCUGUGUCUGCAUCGGCUUCUGCGUCUAUUGCUGCUGGUGCAUCUACGAAAGCGAAGAUGGCUUCGGAUGAUUCGACGGUGCAGAUGAAGACGCCGGUUUACUUUCUUAGCCAUGGCGGGCCUAGCGUCAUGUACGACGUGGAUCAUCCUGCCUAUACCAAGCUUGGUCAGAUCGGGCGUGAGAUUACUACCAAGGUUAAGCCUCGCGCGGUGGUGGUUUUCUCGGCGCACUGGCAAGGUGGAAGGGAUACGAUCUAUGUGAAUACGGCCGAGAUGACGGAUUUGAUUUACGAGUAUGUUUCUGUUCUCGACAACAUCCAGAAGGGAGUGUGGGCUGACAUUGAUUAUAGCUUUUAUGGUUUCCCUGACCAUUACUACAAAGAGAAAUACCCGAACGUCGGAAGUAAGGAAGUCGCGCACAAAGUACUCGACUUGCUGAAAGAAGCGGGUAUUGAUGCAAAGGGCGUAAAGCGGGGACUUGACCAUGGUGUUUGGGCGAGCUUCAAGUGUGCCUUCGAACCAGAAUCUAAUGCUCUCAAUGUCCCUAUUGUCCAGGUUUCACUCUUUGACACCGAGGACCCGAAUCAACACUACCGCCUUGGACAGGCUGUCGCCCGUUUACGUGAGGAAAACAUACUGAUCAUCGUCUCGGGCAUGGCAGUGCACAACCUUCGCGAUUUGCGGUUUACAUUUGGGAAGCCGCAGCCCCUGCCUUACGCUGUCAGCUUUGACGAGGCGUUGAAGGAGGCUGCUACGACGAAGCCUGAGGAGCGGGAGGCUGCUAUGGCGAAUUUGUUGAAGAGGCCGGAUGCCAGACAGGCGCAUCCGUCUUUUGAACACUUGCUGCCUAUUCAUGUUGGGGCUGGAGCGGCAGGAGCUGAUAUCGGGAAGCGGCUUUGGAAGUUCCCUGAGGGAAGUAUGAGUUGGUCGCAGUACCGGUUUGGAGAGAUCGGAAACGCGAGUGCUUCGUUAUAG
Penicillium longicatenatum is the source of this 1191-nucleotide messenger RNA. RefSeq names its product DODA-type extradiol aromatic ring-opening family dioxygenase. Gene Ontology annotation, molecular function: zinc ion binding; oxidoreductase activity, acting on single donors with incorporation of molecular oxygen; ferrous iron binding. Bases 1 to 1191 code for a protein of 396 amino acids. The transcript has 3 exons. NCBI's taxonomy places the organism in Eukaryota, Fungi, Ascomycota, Eurotiomycetes, Eurotiales, Aspergillaceae. The record is from RefSeq and is a predicted model, not a curated record.